AUGGCCCCUCUUCGUACCAUGACCGGCGAUACUUUCACCGAUGAGAAGACACCUCAAUCGCCAGUAUCGCCAGUAUCGCCCACAAAUACCGACGCGACCUUAACGGGGGACUUCAUUGAGAGUGCUGAAGACAGUCAAUCUACCAUUCAGCCCUCGGUGCGGGCAGACUCAAUUGAUGUUGAGAGUGCACAGCCUGAGAACGAGAGAAAGCGACCAAACUUCUUGCGACGUAUUACAGUCCCUUUCCGCUCCGAGCCUGAGGAUGAGUAUGUGACUGAGAACGAUGAAAUCACAUCACUGGAGAAGGAGCUGGAUGAAAUAGACUGGGAUGACUUUGAUGAAGAGCCUGUACGUUUGCAAUCGCGACAAUUCGACACUAGCCAGCCUGAUGGUGAGGGAGCGCCUCGCAGCCGACGAGUCAUACUGCGGGAGAUCAAAGCCAAGCUUAUGGAGUAUGAUGAGGUCCUCAUCAAGGCCAGAACAUUAGAAUCCUUCCAGAAGCCAUCGGACCGCAACUACCGUAGUGUACGACGCUACUGUAACAACAAGAAACCUCUCCUAGAUGCUGAGAUGGACGCGAUCCGCAGCAAAGAAGACAUCGUAUCAUUGCAGAAUGGUCGUGAGUGGGCAAGCUUCGACGGCAGCGUGGAGACUCUGAUUAGCCAAAUCGAUCGCUUCUUGCAAAAGGUCUUUGGUACCAAGAAACUCCCACUACAAAAGUACUUCCGUACCCCAGAAGCUAUGGAGAAGACGACAGACCCUUACGUCUCCCUAUACAGCAGCUCUCGCAUCGACAAAGUUGUCAAUAUGCUCAUCACAUUCGUCAUAUUCUGUCUCCUUGUCAUCCCCGUCAUUACCAUGUACCAGUUGACCAACACUGCGGCACAUGUGGUGACAGAUGCUUCGGGCAACACGACCACCACCAGCCAAGUGGAUAUUGACAGCAGAGACACGUUCAAUGCUGUCGGCGUGUUGAUCGUAUUCACACUGCUCUUCAGCGCUGCAAUGAGUCUUCUGACAAAGGCGGCGAGACAUGAACUGUUUGCGGCAUCAGCAGCCUAUUGCGCGAUCUUGGUUGUGUUCAUUGGCAAUUUCACGGGGCCUGGCAAUUGA
This is a messenger RNA of Alternaria ventricosa, 1113 nucleotides long. RefSeq lists its product as uncharacterized. The transcript is spliced from 5 exons. NCBI's taxonomy places the organism in Eukaryota, Fungi, Ascomycota, Dothideomycetes, Pleosporales, Pleosporaceae. Bases 1 to 1113 code for a protein of 370 amino acids. The record is from RefSeq and is a predicted model, not a curated record.